GACGUCGCGCGCAGACAGACUGAGCGCGUGCGGGGUCACUGGCUGUAGUGGCAGAGCCAGUACAUCCAGCGUUGGUCUGAAUAUUUCAGGGUGAGGGAGCGCAUCGGAGCUAAGUGAGAGAUUAAAAUAAACUUUUAGAGAAACGAGUCGGAGUCUGAGUGAAAGACCAGCUGUUCGGGUGAAUCCAGAGAUUGGGUUGUUGCAAAGGGAUAAAGUGUGUGGAGCGGAACGGCGGGGAGGAUCUGUGGCUUAAGCCAUCGGAGGAGGAGAUGCGUUCCUCAUUCUGAGGAGGAGGAGGAGGAGGGGCAGAGGAGAGGAGAGAGGGAGGGAGAGGUGAGUGGAGCGGAGCAUGCACGUCGCACUAUCAACUGAAUCCAUCUUGGAAAACAACUCGCUGGGAGUCCGGCGGUGAGCUGCGCGGACAGGGACGGCACCGACUCAGCCCCGGACACCAGAGCGCAUCGGGCGGACGCAGCCGGCCGUCAUGGCCCGAGCUCGGAUUGGAUCGGGCGUUCUCGCUACACGGGCAGAGUUCCGGAGAGGAGAAGCGCCCGCUUCCUUCGCUCCGUGCGCACCGCAGACUGUGUUGGGUUAAAGCGGAGGAGCUCCAUGUGAAGGACCGGGGAGCUGGAAGCCUCAAACACUCGGUCCCUCUCUCAUACACACGCACGCACACACACACAUACACACACACAUGGAUAAAGGAGUAAAACAGGACCAUUGGUGGAUUGUGUUCGGAGCCGACUGAAGAGACCUUUACGCACGACCAUCCAGCAGGACGGAGGCGCGGAGGACGGAAGGGAAAAGUUCAACGAGGUUGCGGGGAUUAAGAUGGAUGCGGGAUCGCUAAAGGUACAGUCCAGGUCUCUGGAUCCAAAUGUCACCCCCCCUCCCCGGGCUCUGCGGUGGUCGGGGACCAGCAGCGUGUGACGGACAGGCGAGCAAGGCCUGUGGCUGCUUUCUACUGAGUGUCUUCAAAUUGGACCUGGCUAAACGCUGCAUGGAGCACCGAGUGAAGGGUCUUGCUGUGGUUUGAUGUCUCGGCGUGGAUGGAGUCAGUCAGAGGGCCGGCCGCCACAAAUGAGAGCGUUUACAGGAUUACGCCCUUUGUUUCCUGCUCUCCUACCAAAUAACUGAUCACCAGACUCUCCUAGCUGGACCUUUUUGUGGGUCUGUUUUUUGCUGGAUACACACAUCAUUGCCCUUUUGAUUUUAUUUUCCUUUUUUAUUGUUGGUUUUCCUUUUCCACUUUCUGUUUUUCCACUAUGGAGUUUCUGGCUGGAUCGUGGAAUAAAGAUUGGGCUUCGUUCCUGCAGUUUUGGUUGACUGUCAUCCUAAGCCUCCAAAUGCAGUUCAGCCCUGUUGCCUCCUGCCCGGUAGAAUGUCGUUGUGACAAAACCUUUGUGUAUUGUAACGAACGCAGCCUGACGUCAGUGCCUCUGGGGAUCGGGGAGGGCUACAAGGUCCUCUACCUACACAACAACCAGAUCAUCAAUGCUGGCUUCCCUAUGGAACUUCACAACCUGGCCUCCGUGGAGACGGUGUAUCUCUAUGGCAACCAACUAGAUGAAUUUCCCAUCAAUCUCCCCAAAAACACCAGGGUCCUGCAUCUACAGGAAAACAACAUUCAAACAAUUUCCCGAGGUGCCCUAGCUCAGUUGACUAAUCUAGAGGAGCUGCAUCUUGAUGAUAACUCCAUCUCCACAGUGGGGGUGGAGGAAGGGGCUUUUAGGGAGGCCCUGAGCCUCAAACUUCUAUUCCUCACUAAGAACCACUUGAGUAGUGUUCCUAUUGGCCUUCCUGAGGACUUGAAGGAGCUGCGGUUGGAUGAGAACCGCAUAGCUGUUAUUGCGGAGGAGGCCUUUCAGAAUGUGACCCGCCUGCAGCGCCUCCUUCUGGAUGGGAACCUACUGACGGACGAGGGCAUUGCCCCAGGAACUUUCCAGGAUCUUUCUGCUCUACGUGAGCUAGCCCUGGCCAGAAACUCUCUCACCUUUCCUCCACCCCUCCUACCGAGCCAGUCACUGGUCAAACUGAGUCUGCAGGAGAACCAGAUUGAUCAGAUCCCUGUAGCGGCAUUUGCUGACUUAAACAGGCUGGAAAAGCUGGAUAUCUCCUUCAACCAGCUUCAGACACUCACACAGGGUGUGUUUGAUGGCCUGUCGAGCCUGAAGCACCUGAUGGUGCGAAACAACCCUUGGCGCUGUGAUUGUGCUGUGAAGUGGGUGGUGGUGUGGCUGAAGUCGUUGCCUUCCUCCAUCAACGCUCGAGGGUUUGUGUGCUCCAGUCCAGAGAAGGUGCGUGGCAUGACAAUCAGAGAGCUCACGCUAGAUAAUAUUGAAUGCCCAAUUAAUCCCGACCAGCCAGCCUGGCCCACCCUCCGCUCCACUCCCCCUCCCCCGCCGACCACCACCUCUGUGUUGACCAUCAUCUCUAACCUCAUCACCACGUCUACCCCUUACUCCUUUGACUCUCCCUCCCCUCCUUUACCUCCGAUCUAUAAUAAUCCUCCCGGGCCCCUCCCCCCCUACGAGGACCCGCUCCAGAUCUCCUUCCACGUUGUCAACUCUACGAACAUUGAUGUGAGCUGGGUGUCUUAUUUCACUGUAAUGGCCUACAAAGUCACUUGGGUCAAAAGGGGCCAAAGCCAAAUAAACGAGGGGAUGCAGGAGAGGACGGUAACCGGGGAACGGCGACACAUCAGCCUCGCCAACCUUGAGCCACGCUCAAUUUAUCGCAUCUGUGUUCACGUUCUGGACACGCUGAACUCCUACAGGCCUGGGGAGGAUACUAUAUGCUCUGAGGCCCGGACCAAGCCUCCCCCUUCCACUAAGCCUCCUGGCAGGGAGCAAGCCCCUCAGGACAGCAUCAACUCCACGCUGCUCAUGGCCGGGAUCAUAGGCGGGGCUAUUUUUAUCAUCCUGGUGACGUUGCUGGGGAUCUUCUGCUGGCACAUGCACAAGAAGAACCGCUCGUCUUCGACCAAGUGGAAAUACAACCGCGGUAGGAGAAAAGACGACUACUGCGAGGCGGGAACCAAGAAGGAUAACUCCAUUCUGGAGAUGACUGAGACCAGUUUCCAGAUAGUUGCUCUGAACAAUGAGCAGCUGUUGAAAGGAGAUUUCCAUAUUCAACCCAUUUACACACCCAACGGGGGCAUUGGGUUCAGAGACUGUCACCUCAGCAACAACAGCAUAGCAUACUGCAAGAGCAGCAAUGUGCCCAGCACAGAGUUCUGCCAUACGUGAUGCAGCGCUCUGCUCCAACAGACUCCAGGAACAGUCGGAUAAACACACACACACACACACACACACACACACACACACACACACACACACACACACACACACACACACAGAGUUUGUGUAAAAGAACACAAAAAUCUUGUGAGAUAUAACUGUACCAUAUAUAUUUCCAAGUUGUGUCUACUAUGUAAUUUAUACUGUGGAUAAUAAUGUGGAAUUCUCUGCUAUCUUUUUUAUCUUCAGAGGGAUUCAAGUGUUUCUUUUCUAUAACCAGCAGGGUUUAAUGGGUCAGUACUGUAUGCCAUCAAGGAUCCGUACAAUCACCCUGGGUGGAGGUCGGGACACACACACACACACACACACACACACACACACGGUCAGCCUCGGAAAGGCUCGGGGCGCUUUAGAGGGCUGGGAUCCUUUGCUAACCACAGAAACAAAAUAUGGCAUUUUCUGGUUUUGUACCCUUCCCCUCGCAACCUUCCAGAAAAAUGCAUCACUGGGGGGAAUCCAAACGCCACUGGUGUUGUACAGGAAAUCAAAGUGCACUUUCUUACUGAUGGUAGUUGGACAGGAAGUGAGUGAAGGAAUAGUGUUGGUUGAAAACCUUGAGCAGAGAUUUCCCAAAAGUGCCAUUUCACUAAAAGCAUCUCUGUUGUGAAGGCGACCCCCGGAAGAAGUUUGGGCUUUUUCUCAGCAGAAAUCAUUAAAAUCAACUUAAAAGCAACAAUGAAUUCCUGUUUAUAGUGAGAUGCACUGAGGUUUGACGGCCCCUGUGAGGACAUCAUGUAGUUUCCUGUGUUUCUUUCUGACUUUGGCCACAAGAGGGCAGCGUUUCCUUCAGCGGUGUGUGUGGGACAGAGGGUGGUAGGAUCCGUUUACCUCCACCAUUCCCUUAGAGCCCAUUACUCAGACUCAAACAGCAUUGUGCUCAUCGAGCUACUUAAUGACAUAAAAGCGUUUAAGACUAACAAUGUUUUCAGUGUUUGUUGCGUAAAUUAUGUGGAUUUGGCCUGAAGAUUCCUCUCUGAGUGAAUGUUUGAGUUUGAGGAAAUAGCAUGAUGACGUUUGAGACGGCUCACACAUAGCGCUAAUUAUACCCCCACAUGUUUCAUCUCUGUCCCGGUGUUCAUCAGCCCUGGUGAUAAAUGACUGAAUUAUGUGGAGAUUUCACCCCCCUGUGAUCAUAAACGCUGCCUCGUCCUCAUCCAUCUUUUUAUGAGACACUUUCAUUCAUUUAUGGUUUGCUCAUUUCCAACAACGCACCUGCUCACUUCAAAGUAGCUGUAGCUGCAAGGCUGAUCCACGCUCCGUCCCGUUUUCUAUUUCUGUCCGUUCCUGAAUCCACGCUCUGGUCCUUGCAUGGGCUCAAUUAAAACUGUCUCCCUGCCCUUCAGCAGGCGGGCUGUGCUGGCAGCUCUUCACAUGAGAGAGCUCUCCAUUAGGCUCUUCUUAAGACUUCAUUUGAUAUGACAAGGUCUGGUUUUCAGGAGCCAAGUUUAAAGACAACCCCCCCCCCCACACACACACACACACACACACACAUAAUCCCCAACCCAAAAAGGCAGAAAAAUAAGAAGUUACUUUCACGUGGCCGCACCAGGCUCACGAUGGAGGUUAAGACACCGUACGGAGUAGGUGGAACGUUUAAAGCAGAAUCCAUUUCAAAGGCUCGUAAUCCAGUUGCUCCAGAUUGUUGAGAUUAUCUCAGAGAGAAUUUACCUCAAUAAAUGAGUUGUGCUAAUCAGAAUUCACACACUUCCCACACCCUCGACCUGAGCUAGAAAAACUAAUUUGAUGUCAUAGUAUUCCAUAAAAUUUAAUAACUGUUUUUAAGCGUAGAAGAGCAAUGUGAAUGUUUUUACAGAACAAGAAGCUCAAAAAUCUAAAAGGUUAGCUGAAAUGCUGACAAGCUAAAAAUGUUCAUAGCCUAGCGAACCUUGAGGCUUGACAAACGAAGCAGACUCAGAUUUGUCAAUUUAAAAAUAAGCAAUUAAACCUCAAAAUGUCUUUAGCGUGCUGGGUCAUUUAAACACAUAAUUUUGUGUUAAUUUAAGCAUUUUAAGCUUUAAGGUUACCCACAUUUGGCCUUUUAGACACAGAAAUACUUUCAUUAUUAUUUCCCUUAAAUAGUUUUUUUGUGCCACAUUUUUUGCUUUGCGUGGAUUAAAAGGAUGAUUUUGCUACCUUGGGCUGUUUGAUAGUUAACUAACAUCUGUCUGCUAAAAAAAAAACUAGCUCAACAAACCUUCAGGGCUGAAAACAAAGGGCUAGACUUGCUUCUUUGAGUAAACCUGUAAAGAUUUUUUCCAAACUCCAAAUGUGUUAGUGUAUAUUUCAUUGUUAGACAAAAAUAUCUAUGAUUGGCUGAUUUUGGUUUUUCUGAAGCUAAGCUAAUACGUAGCUUCUGAAUCAGAGUCGUUACAAACGCCACAACAGCCAGAAUGUAGACUUCAUACGGGGAUUCAUGACGUUUCCCGGAGCAAAGCCCCCUGGCUUUAAAACCACUUCUGUUUCAUUGCUUUAUUAAACAUUUAGACUUACACACUUUAAGUAAAACAUGGAUGAAAAGAAUGUUCUUUGGAAUCUACCUCUUGCUUUGAGCUGAUAUUUAUUGAGGAGACUGACACCACUCUAUGCUAAAACAAUCUGGUGUACUUUGAAGGUUUAAAACAUUCAAAAAGUUGGACUUUGUUAGCACAUUGGCACAUUUAUGCACUUUUUAAUUAAAUCUAAUCAGCUUUAGUAUAUGAUUUGUCUUUAUACCUAUUAGCAAUUUCAUCUGUUUAUUAUUAUUUGGCUUACAGUAGGAUUUUUAAUGUUAAUUAUUUGCUCUAAGUGAAUAAAAAAAUUAGUCUGACAUUAUAAUUGAUAAUAAGCUGAUAUGUUAAAUAAAUCUACCUUUAAAGUGUCACAAAUGUGUCAGCACACUCAGAUACAGUUACACUGAAUUUUGUGCUUUUGUUUAACUGAAGGUUUUAUUUAAUGUGAACACCUUACUUUAUGUAGAUGAACACAUGAGUCAAAUCCACUAAAGUCUACCUUUUUGUCACGCAGAUUAAUUUAAGAUAAUUGAUUGAUGGAGAUUUAAAAGCACCAGCAGCAUAUCUGGACCGAGCUAGCAUUGCUUUGCUAUUUUCUGCAUUUUCAUAAUGAGCUAACCAUUUGGAGCAUCAUAUUGGUCGUCUAAACACAUUUCUUUAGUGUUUGAUGUAGCAGUCUUAAACGGGCUAGGAUCCCUGCAUGAGUUGUGAAUCUCUAUACGUUUGGAGUUUUGAGAUCAAAUCCAGAAACUUAAUAAAAGCAGAGAAUAAUUCAUAUCCAUCUUAACUGGUGUUUAAAUCAUUAAAAUCAUUGUUAUAUAAUUAUAUAAAGUUUCUGUUUGCCUUUUCCAGAAAUAACAUAAUCAACCAGUGAUUCGGGGGUCAAAGCAGACAGUUCAGUUACAAAAACAGAUGAAAGUAAUUUUUGAUCAAAACCACCAAACUUCAUGCAUUUUUUAUACUUAUUUGCAAAGAUGAAGUUAUCUGGUUUUGCAACUGAAGUCUUCAUUUGUCAAAGGUUUAUUUCUGUGGUUAUCAAAGUAUCUUUGAUUUUUCUAAUCUCUUUACAUUUUCUAUCAAUACCCACAUAUCAGCACACAAUGUCCACCAUUAAACACCAGGAUGCCCCUGAUCAGCAUCCCACGCAGCAGCGUACCACAAGCUAGUGUUUAUACCAACCAAGCAGGAGCCACACGCUGGCCAGGCCUGCUAGUGAACGUGGAACGGAGAUCUGCCUUAUGAACAGGACUGAAUGAUUAGCUAGAGAGGGAUGGGAGAGUUUAGUGGGAGGAAGAACAGAGGAGACUGCAAAGCACAUUUCUUCAAUGCCAACACAACGCGUGACACACUGCAGCUAACGAGAGAGAGCGUGCAUCUGUUGUGCCAGGAAUUCAACGGAACAUGCCGAAUGGUUCCCACAGACUGGGAAAGGUUGCUUUGCUGCUUGUAUUAUUUCUGAUUUGCUUUAACAAAUGUGGGUGUAGCGCCGUGACCAAUGGGAUAACACAAAGGACUUGCCAGUGUGGUUUUCUAUUUAACGUCAGCGUGGCGGGAAGCUCGUUGGCUCACGCUCAAGUGAAGUCCAUCCAAAAACCACGACGCUCUAAGUUUAUGUUACCUUCUCUGCGUUAGCACACAUUCAUGAUAGCACCUACUGUAUUUAGCUUCACAGCCUCUGACGGUUCCUUUGUUGCUUCCCGUUUCUGUUUUAGAGCAGAGGUGGUGGAGGUGAAGCCGCCGAACACAAAGUUCUUCAUGUGGCUUAGAGGAAGAAGGCUGGAAUUUCAUGGUGCAUGGAAAAUGGCUAGGCUGGAAAACCGGCUUCUCAUUUAGACGCUGCAGUGUUACAUUAGCCAUCACACACACACACACACACACACACACACACACACACACACACACACACACACACACACACACACACACACACACACACACCACACACCACACACACACACACACACACACACACCGAGACUUUUUCUUAGGAACCAAAGUUAACUUUUCUGUUCUCAUGAUGAAUUAUUGAUGUUGUUCCAUGUAUGUGCCUUGAGGUUGAACUUACAAUGUAAAGUCCUUGAAACCUUUAAAUGUUUUUGCACAAACUGUAAAUACUUAAGUGAAGCUUUUUGAAAAUAAAAGAGCCAUUUGAUUUGA
Molecule: messenger RNA, 7945 nt
Organism: Nothobranchius furzeri (turquoise killifish)
Lineage: Eukaryota; Metazoa; Chordata; Actinopteri; Cyprinodontiformes; Nothobranchiidae
Gene: flrt2
Product: fibronectin leucine rich transmembrane protein 2
Molecular function (GO): protein binding
Source: RefSeq, a predicted model, not a curated record